Molecule: messenger RNA, 1000 nt
Organism: Phoenix dactylifera (date palm)
Lineage: Eukaryota; Viridiplantae; Streptophyta; Magnoliopsida; Arecales; Arecaceae
Product: heavy metal-associated isoprenylated plant protein 39-like
Molecular function (GO): metal ion binding
Source: RefSeq, a predicted model, not a curated record
ACAACAUAACUGGAUCCCUGUGGGAGGUACAAAACCCACCUUCCCCUAGUUCGUGCCACUUGGAAGGGGCAAAUUCUGAGAAGUUCUUCUUCUCUGUCUUAAGAUGGCACAGCAAAAGGUAGUGCUGAAGAUUCUGGCCAUGAAUGAUGCGAAGACAAAGCAGAAAGCAAUAGAGGCUGCUGCGGAUAUCUACGGUAUCGAUUCAAUAGCUGCGGAUCUGAAGGACCAGAAGAUGACCAUCACAGGCGAGAUGGAUACAGUGGCGAUCGCAAAGAGGUUGAAGAAAAUAGGAAAGAUUGAUAUUAUAUCAGUUGGGCCAGCCAAAGAAGAAAAGAAAGGACAGAAGAAAGAGGAAAAGAAGGAAGAGAAGAAGUAAAAUAGUGCGGCAUAUUGAUGCUAGUAUUAGAGGCUUUUCUCCUAAUAAACUGAGAAACUGUUUGAGAGUGCUCUGCAAAUAGAAGUAUGAAGUUUCACAAUACAAACACCUUAUCCUGUCAUGAUCUCAACCUCAGAUCACUCCCAACACCUUUCCUGCCAAGUGGUUAUAACCUGACAAAAGCUACAGAUGAACAUUAUAUGAAACUAGGAGAUAUCUUACACUUAGUUUUCUUAUAGUAUGACUUAUUUUUCAAGACAGUGACAAUUGGACAUAUCAGGCGUGCGCCUGCAUAAUCUCAUUCCUUGACCUAUUGCAUGAAUGAGACAUUAACUUGCAUGGUAGCAAUAUAUAGCUGAAUUAGUUCAUCAGUAUGUCACAAGUUGCAUUUAUUCCUUCAGCUUAGGCCGGCAGGUCAGCCAAAACAAGCAAUACAGAAUUGGUCAUCAGCAGCGGGUGAUCAAAAUGAAAAUGACACCGACGAACAUUGCAUUAUUUCCCAUCCCUUGUAGUUAAUUUUUCUGUUAUGUAAAUUAGUCUUUCAGGGAACAAUAUCAAUGUUGUUGUUGGUAGAACAACUUGACGCAUUAAAAUUAUUGAUGCAGAAUAGAAUCAUAACCUGAA